CCCUAUAAAAUGCCCCAACUGGGGUUUCUCACAACAUCAAAAGCACUGAACUUUGUGUUCCCUCCUACAAAACUUUCCAUCAUUUUCUCAUCAUCCAAACAAACCGUCAAAAACCGUCAUGAAUGGAAAGAAGCUCGAGUACAAGGGAGAGGAGGCGUUGAAGGAGAUUGAGAGACUGACAAAACAUGCCGAUGAAGUUCAACAAAACAUCCUUAAAGACAUCUUAAAGCAAAAUGGCGACACAGAAUAUUUGAAAAACUACAUUAAAAUUAACGAAAAAUGUUGUUCUUCAGACGACAUCGUUGCAGAAUUUAAACGUUGUGUUCCUGUUGUCACUUUUAGUCGCAUUUUCCCUUACAUUCAGAGAAUUGCAAAUGGCGAAGACUCUUCUCUUAUUAGUGGCCAUAAAAUAACUGAGCUGUUAUGCAGCUCGGGGACUUCUAAUGGUAAGCCUAAGAUGAUGCCAUCAACUGAAGAAGAUCUCGACCGUCGCACGUUUCUUUAUAAUCUCAUCAUGCCUAUAAUGAACCAGUACAUCUGUGAUUUGGACAAAGGGAAGGCCAUGUUCUUAUACUUUGUGAAGCAAGAAACCUCCACACCCUGUGGCCUACCGGCUCGCACGGUGCUGACCAGCUACUACAAGAGCAAGCACUUCAAAUGUCGUGCCCGUGACGACCCUUUCAAUGACUUCACUAGCCCCGACCAAACCAUCCUCUGCAAUGACUCCAACCAAAGCAUGUACUGCCAACUUCUCGCCGCCCUCCUCCACCGCCGUCAUGUCCUCCGCCUCGGCGCCGUCUUUGCCUCCGCCUUCCUCCGUGCCAUCUCCUUCCUCGAAUGCAACUGGCUUCUCUUAUGUAACGACAUCCGCUCUGGCCAGCUCAAUCCAAUCAUUACCGACCCCAGUUGCCGCUCUGCCAUGACGACAUUGCUCUCGUCACCUAACGCAACCCUAGCUGACCAGAUCGAUGGCAUUUGCAGGCGAGAGUCAUGGAAGGGGAUUCUAUGCCGACUUUGGCCACGAGCGAAGUACAUCGAGGCGGUGGUGACAGGGUCGAUGGCGCAGUACGUGGCAGCGCUGGAGUAUUACAGCGGCGGGAAGCUGCCGUUGGUGUGCACGAUGUAUGCUUCAUCGGAGUGCUAUUUUGGGAUAAACUUGAAGCCAUUGUCGAAGCCGGGAGAGGUGACAUUUACAUUGUUGCCGAACAUGUGUUACUUUGAGUUGUUGCCGUUGGGAGAAAACGGUGAGGUGUGGACGGAGGCUUACGGUCAGGACGAGGAAGUGCCGCCGAGCAAGCUCGUCGGCUUGGUUCAUGUCAAGAUUGGUUGCUUUUAUGAACUCGUCGUCACAACCUUCUCCGGGUUGAACCGUUACCGGAUCGGCGACGUAGUCCAGGCGAGAGGGUUCCACAACAGAGCACCACACUUCCGAUUCAUCUGCAGAAGGAACGUCGUUCUCAGCAUCGACAGCGACAAGACCAACGAACAAGACCUCCACAAAAGCAUCGCCAUAGCCAAGAAGCUUCUCGAGCCCUACAACGCUCUUCUCGUCGAAUACACCAGCUUCGCCGACACCUCCUCCGUCCCUGGCCACUACGUCUUGUACUGGGAGAUUCGCCUUUACUCUCCAAAUCUCAACUCCACCGCCGUCCUCGAUUUCUCGAUCGUGCUUCAGGAUUGCUGCAUUGCCGUCGAAGAACACCUGGAUUACGUGUAUCGAAGGUGCAGAGCCAAGGACAAGUCGAUCGGGCCGCUGGAGAUUCGUCUCGUUAGGGUUGGAACGUUCGAUGCGUUGAUGGAUUUGAUCAUCGCGCAAGGGGGAUCGAUGAAUCAGUAUAAGACGCCGAGGUGCGUUAAUUCUAACUCUGCUGCGAUUGGAUUGCUGGAUGCUCAUUUGGAACGCUCGGUUUUUAGCCCUAGGGAUCCGAUUUGGGUUCCCUGAUUGAUUGAUUAAUUGAUUGUAAUUUGAGAUGCUCUGCUUCUGGAUGGAUUGUGUUUUCAUUGAAUUUUUAAAUUUUAGACUCCCUAAUUAACGUGAGAAUUAAAUAUUUGUAUUUGAUAUUACAUCAUAAAAGCAAUUUGUGGCUACAUUCAUCCAA
Molecule: messenger RNA, 2099 nt
Organism: Cucurbita maxima (winter squash)
Lineage: Eukaryota; Viridiplantae; Streptophyta; Magnoliopsida; Cucurbitales; Cucurbitaceae
Product: putative indole-3-acetic acid-amido synthetase GH3.9
Exons: 5
Coding region: 119-1942 (607 amino acids)
Cellular component (GO): cytoplasm
Molecular function (GO): acid-amino acid ligase activity
Source: RefSeq, a predicted model, not a curated record